Molecule: messenger RNA, 993 nt
Organism: Cutaneotrichosporon oleaginosum
Lineage: Eukaryota; Fungi; Basidiomycota; Tremellomycetes; Trichosporonales; Trichosporonaceae
Cellular component (GO): cytoplasm
Molecular function (GO): zinc ion binding; hydrolase activity
Source: RefSeq, a predicted model, not a curated record
AUGUUCAUCGCACUCGUCGGCACACCCUCGUCCGGCAAGCACGCCGUGCUGGACUACCUCGUCCAGCGACACGGAUUCACGCGACUUGACCUGGCCCCGAAUGCCGUGGCCGUCUCGGAAGGCGAGCCAGAGCGCGGCGUCUCGCUCGGCGUGGAUGAAUGGGUGCCUAUGCUCGAUGCCGCUACGCGCGCCUGGCGCGCGCGGCACGUCACGACCUCCCUUCGCACUUGGGAAGACAUUGAGCCGUGGCUGAAGCGGCCUUGGUUCCUCCUUGUGGGCGUGGACGGCCCACUUCGCGCCCGCUUCGAGCGGGAGCGGCGGCGACGACCAGCACUCACACUCGACGCCUUCGUGGAUGAGCACGACGCCUUUCUUCACGGAUCGGCGGGCAGUGCGACUUCCACCGGAACCGGACAGCAGAGCGACCUCGCGCGCGUGCUCACCGCCGCCGCACUGCGUAUUUCCAAUGGCUUCUCUGAUCUCGACGGACUCUACCGUCACCUUGACACGGUGAACUUGCUGAACGAGGAGCGGCUCCGGCCGGGCUGGGAUCUCUAUUUCAUGACCCUCGCGUCCCUCGCAUCUCACCGGUCCAACUGCAUGAAGCGGCGCGUUGGUGCCAUCCUCGUGCGCGGCAAGCGCAUCAUCUCGACGGGGUACAACGGCACGCCGCGCGGCGCGAGAAACUGUAAUGAGGGAGGCUGCGCGCGCUGCAACGGUCCCGCGAAGGGAGGCGAGAACCUCGGCGCCUGCUUCUGCCUUCACGCCGAGGAGAACGCGCUUUUGGAAGCGGGGCGGGAGCGCAUUGGCCCCGACUCGGUCAUCUACUGCAACACCUGCCCCUGCCUUUUGUGCAGCGUCAAAAUCGUGCAGUGCGGUGUGCGCGAGGUCGUGUACAACCAGAGCUAUAGCAUGGACACGGCCAGCGCGGCUCUCCUAGCGGAGGGAGGCGUAAUUCUGCGGCAAAUGAACAUGCCGGACGACCAUGUAUAA